Molecule: messenger RNA, 2382 nt
Organism: Metarhizium acridum CQMa 102
Lineage: Eukaryota; Fungi; Ascomycota; Sordariomycetes; Hypocreales; Clavicipitaceae
Product: Eisosome assembly protein
Biological process (GO): eisosome assembly
Source: RefSeq, a predicted model, not a curated record
AUGGCCACCACAGAGACUCCCGCGCAACAAGCGCCUCCCACAAUCCAGAACAAAACAGGUCGAAUCAAGUACGCCGAUCCUCGCAGCUUACCAAGCUUCCCGUCGUCAGGGUUGGCUCCCGACGGCGCUGCAGCCAGCGCCGCUGCAUCGCUCGGCUGGUCAAACCAGAAACCCAUCAAUCUCUGGAAGCCUGAUCCCUCGUCUUCAGCUUCCGCCGCCGCCGUUCUGGCCAAGGACUACAAAAUGGCGCCGCAAUGGGAACCGGCAACCCAGUCAGACGGCCACAAGGCUGCGCUUCUUGCUGUUGGCUCUGCCAGUGCAGCUCUCAAGAAGACCGAUACCACUACGUCUGGGCCCUCACAAGAUACAUGGGGAAACUCUGCAGCGACCCAGGCUUUUCAUGCGAACAGGCCAGCGUCGGCAGAGCCUCUGAGCCUGGCUCAUGGUAGCUCGGCGGCUACACAGGCAUUCAACGAGAAUCGAUCUCAGUCUAUGAGGAAGCCGCGACGACCUCAUACUCCUCCGGGGGACAAGUCCCUAGUCGCCGCCAAUGGAGCCAUGAGACGUCCCCUCUCAUCCACUGGCCUAGCGGACGUUCAGGCUUCAGAAGCUAGUGCUGCCGCUAGCGCUCUUAACGGUGCUACUUUGGCUCACCGGCAGUCCAUGACGGCUAAGCCAGGCGUGGAAGAGGUCGGAGCUGUUUCUGUUACGACCAUGACACGAAACAUGUUCACCUCACAUCCUCCUGUGAAGCCCGAGGUUGACGAGCGCACUUACAACGAGAAAAUUCAUCAAUCUGCAGUUGAAAUGGCAAAGAAGAUGUACGCCGGACAGCAACUCGGGGCCGACCAGCCCAAGGACGCACCCGGACAAGGCUCCGGGGCGUCUCAACCUAAUCAAUAUAUGAACCUUCAAGAUGCCGCCUAUAAGCAAGCCCAAGCACGCAUCGCUAAGCUUCACGAUGAGUAUCACCAAAGCCGGGAGUUUCAGGAGUACUAUGGAAACGAAAAGGCGAGCAACCCGAAACACCGCUUUUCCAUGUCGCGUAAAUGGGGACGACGGGGCUCGCAUAGCGAUGAGGACUUGGACGAUAGACAGAAAUCCGAGAAGAUUCGCGAGCAAAUGUCCAUGUUUUCCAGCAAGUUAUCGCAAGUUGACAAGGAAAAGAGACACAAAGAUCGUGAGGCUCUUCUCGCGGCAGCGCAACGCAACGUCAAGGCCCAAUUGCACGGCAUGGACGAGAAGGUGUAUCAAGAAACUGGCAGAGCAAAUCCCACUCUGAUCACUGACUGGGAAGCCAAAGCUCAGAAGGCUGCCCAAGCCCAACACGAAGCACGAACGGAUGAUUCCGAGGGCAAGAUUGACCUCGGAGGUGGCAUGUUUAUGACACAAGAACAGGUCAACGCUAUUGCGUCUAAGAAGAUCCAGCCUGUGCUUGAUGAUAUCAAUGACAAAGCUGAGACGGAGCGUGAGAGACAAGAGGUGCUCAAAAUGGAGGAACAAGCAAGACGGGAGCAAGCAGAGAAGGAGAAGGCUCGGGAUCGCGAAGUUAAGGAAAUUGCUAAGAAGGACAAAGAGCAAGAGAAACAAGAAGAAAAGGCCAAGAAGCUCCAGGAGAAAAUGGAAGAAAAGGCGCGGAAAGAUGAAGAGAAGGCUACCAAAGCUGAGCAGAAGCGCCAAGCAAAGGAGGAGAAACGUAGGUCGAAGCAUGGAUUAGCUGCAGCAACUACUUCGAGUCCUCACCAGGGUGAACAUACGCAAGAAGCAGACGAAAAUCAGGCCGGGCGCGAGGAGGAAACUCGCGGGGAGACUGCUCAAGAACUCGGCUCGACUGGCAGCGGUCCUGCCGUUGAAACAAUUGUCGAGGCAUCCGACUCGCCCCAGCACAAGGCUGAGGGAUCAACCUCCCCCACUGCAAAGGUCAAGGGCUGGAUCAAGAAUCGAUUUUCUCGCGGCAAGUCUAUCGGAGAGCAAGAUAAAAAGCGGAGGAGCUUCUUUGGCGGUGCCUCUAUGAAAGAUCACGCUGGCGAUGGCACCGCGGCGAGCAUCGAAAACCCAUCCGCAAGCAUGCACGAGGUGGCCCUGGCUGGCAAGUCUGGUGAGGAGCACGAAACCGAGCACGAAGCGGCCAAGGAACCUGCUCACGCAGAAGCAAAGAGGGACUCUCAAGGUGUGAGCCCGGUGAGCCCGAUCAGCACUCCGUUGGAGGAGGAACUUGAGCUCAGGGACGAGGCAAAGAACAAGGGAAAGGGUGUUGAGGAAGAGGAGCGACCAAGCCGGAAAGCCAGCCUGGAUCCUCCUCGGCCUAUUGAGGACCCUGCCGUUCGCAACAGCAGCAGUCCGACUCGUGACUCUCGAUUCCGGGAAGAAAUGGAUCAAUAA